AUGUCGUCCGGCAGCAAAACCUACAUUGUCGAGCAUCUCGACCCGGAGCUCGGGGCCUGGUCGGAGCUCGAGUAUCUCGCCAUCGCCCGCGAAUCGCACGAGGCCGGUUCCAACUUCUGCCUGUCGUCUCUUCCGCCUGCCUUCAAGGUGCCCGAGGCGCUCACCAAGAUUCCCUCCUUUACAGCAGAAACCAGGGGCGUGGAGGAGCUCUAUGCGAGUGACAAGUCCCGCGUGUGCUUGCUCGACCCCGCUGCCGCAAGCGACCUAUCGCCCGAGGAUGGAAACAAGUUCGAUGCGUUUCUAUUUGGCGGCAUCCUCGGAGAUGACCCCCCGAGGGACAGGACGUCUGAGCUGCGCAAGAAGGGCUUCGAAGGCCGCCGGCUGGGCCCUGUCCAGAUGACCACUGAUACGGCGGUCAGGGUCACUCGCAUGGUUGUCGAGGGCAAAACCCCCCUGAAAGAGAUACCCUACCUCGACCACCCCGAGCUCAAGUUCAACGAGCACGAGAGCACCCAGAUGCCGUUCCGCUACGUCAAAGGAGAAGAUGCAAAGCCCAUCAUGCCCGAGGGUAUGGUGGAAUUGAUCAGGAAAGACUCCGACAAGGCGAUCGACGACAUGUUUUGA
Parathielavia appendiculata is the source of this 624-nucleotide messenger RNA. RefSeq names its product DUF431-domain-containing protein. Lineage: Eukaryota; Fungi; Ascomycota; Sordariomycetes; Sordariales; Chaetomiaceae. Gene Ontology annotation, biological process: peptidyl-arginine methylation. Gene Ontology annotation, molecular function: protein-arginine omega-N monomethyltransferase activity. The record is from RefSeq and is a predicted model, not a curated record. The transcript has 4 exons. The coding region runs from base 1 to 624 and encodes 207 amino acids.